This is a messenger RNA of Grammomys surdaster, 837 nucleotides long. It is a transcript of the gene Klk10, whose product is annotated as kallikrein related peptidase 10. Gene Ontology annotation, biological process: proteolysis. The transcript has 5 exons. The coding region runs from base 1 to 837 and encodes 278 amino acids. Gene Ontology annotation, molecular function: serine-type endopeptidase activity. Lineage: Eukaryota; Metazoa; Chordata; Mammalia; Rodentia; Muridae. The record is from RefSeq and is a predicted model, not a curated record.
AUGAGGGUCCCGCUUCUUCACCUCUCCACUGCCUCUGGCUCCUCGUCCCUGAUGAAGCUUCUGCCGCCGCUACUGGUGGUGCAACUCUGGGCGGCUCAGGCUCUGGUGCUCCCGGGAAACGACACGCGCCUGAACCUCGAGGCCUCCGGUGCCCUGUGCGCGCGUGACUCUCAUCCCUGGCAGGUCUCCCUCUUCCAUAACCUCCAGUUCCAAUGCGGGGGUGUCCUCGUGGACCAGAACUGGGUGCUCACGGUCGCAAAUUGCUGGAGAAAGAAGCCACUGAGGGCUCGAAUUGGGGAUGACCACCUGCUGCUUUUCCAGAAGGAGCAACUGCGGGCCACGAAUCCCCCUGUUUUCCACCCCAUGUACAAGCCUUGCUCAGGCCCCAUCCUGCCACACCGCUCAGAUGAACACGACCUCAUGAUGCUGAAACUGAGCAGUCCUGUGAAGCUGACAUCCAACGUGCAUCCUGUGCAACUGCCCUACCACUGUGCUCAACCAGGGCAGGAGUGCCAGGUCUCAGGCUGGGGGACCACAGCCACUCGAAGAGUGAAGUACAACAGGAGCCUGAGCUGUUCCAGGGUAACUGUCCUCAGUCAGAAGCAGUGUGAGACCUUCUACCCAGGUGUGAUCACCAACAACAUGAUCUGUGCUGGGCAGGACAGAAACCAAGACUCUUGCCAGGGUGACUCUGGUGGCCCCCUAGUGUGUGACAACACCCUGCAUGGCGUCCUCUCAUGGGGCAUUUACCCAUGUGGUGCUACCCAGCACCCAGCUGUCUACACCAAGGUCUGCAAGUACAUCACCUGGAUCCGAAGAGUCAUGCGUUCCAAAUGA